Molecule: messenger RNA, 6357 nt
Organism: Tachysurus fulvidraco (yellow catfish)
Lineage: Eukaryota; Metazoa; Chordata; Actinopteri; Siluriformes; Bagridae
Gene: akt3a
Product: v-akt murine thymoma viral oncogene homolog 3a
Exons: 14
Coding region: 562-2001 (479 amino acids)
Biological process (GO): protein phosphorylation
Molecular function (GO): protein serine/threonine kinase activity; ATP binding
Source: RefSeq, a predicted model, not a curated record
GCAGAGGUGCCAUAGACACGCGUCUCUUAUCGGCGUGUAGAAUCUCGCGAGACUUCAAAGAGGAGGCAGAGGUGGGCGUGGCCAGCUGGACCUCGCGUGGACGGGAUGUGAGACGGUCAGAGAACGGGCUGGUUGUGACGUCACCAGUGUUCCUGAAAGUCAACAACCUUCUCGGCGGCGCGCGAGAGCGGACAGAAGGCACGGCGACGGCUGGCGGGGGGUCGCGGCACCAUCGCGCUCUGCUUUGGCUGAGUCACUGCUGAAGAGUGGGAAGGUCUGAAGAGUGUGAGAGAGAAGCGCCAGAAGGAGGGGUAUAGCCUGCUCCAUAACAGCUUCCACAGAGAGAGAGGGAGAAAGAGAGAGACGACAAGCAAAGCGACAAAGAGAGAGAGAGAGAGCGAGAGAGGGAGAGCACCAGGCAGAGCGGGAGAGAGACGCUGACCCCUCCUCUCCCCUCUUCCUCUCCUCUCCUUCUUUCCUCCCUCCCCCCUCCCCCCCUCCCACCUCACUCGUUCUGGAGCUGGCGUGUUGGAGUGGAGAGCACACCGUGACGGAGGCAUCAUGAGCGAUGUCACCAUCGUCAAAGAAGGCUGGGUGCAAAAGAGGGGUGAAUAUAUCAAGAAUUGGAGACCACGAUACUUUCUACUAAAAACCGACGGAUCCUUCAUUGGGUACAAGGAGAAGCCACAGGAUGCAGACCUCCCCUACCCCCUCAAUAACUUCUCUGUUGCUAAAUGCCAGCUGAUGAAAACCGAACGGCCAAAGCCCAACACCUUCAUUAUCAGAUGUCUACAAUGGACCACAGUUAUUGAAAGGACCUUCCAUGUGGACACUCCAGAGGAAAGGGAUGAGUGGACAGAAGCGAUCCAGAUGGUGGCUGAUAAACUCCAAAGCCAGGAAGAGGAGCGCAUCCAGUGCAGUCCCACCUCACAGAUAGACAACAUCGGCGAGGAGGAGAUGGACAUCUCCAUCAGUCACCACAAACGCAAGACGAUGAAUGACUUUGACUAUUUAAAACUACUGGGAAAAGGCACUUUUGGUAAAGUCAUUCUUGUAAGGGAGAAGGCCAGUGGGAAGUACUACGCAAUGAAGAUUUUGAAAAAAGAAGUUAUUAUCGCAAAGGACGAAGUGGCUCACACGCUCACCGAGAGCCGAGUGCUGAAAAACACCCGACACCCCUUCUUAACUUCUUUGAAGUACUCAUUCCAGACAAAAGACCGCCUCUGCUUCGUGAUGGAAUACGUCAACGGAGGAGAGCUGUUUUUCCAUUUGUCGAGAGAACGGGUGUUCUCAGAGGACCGCACGCGCUUCUACGGCGGCGAGAUUGUCUCUGCCCUCGACUACCUGCACUCCACCAAGAUAGUGUACCGGGAUCUCAAGCUGGAGAAUCUCAUGCUUGACAAAGAUGGCCACAUUAAAAUCACAGACUUCGGUCUGUGUAAAGAAGGAAUCACCGAUGCUGCUACUAUGAAGACGUUCUGCGGUACACCAGAGUACCUGGCACCUGAGGUGCUAGAGGAUAACGAUUAUGGCCGGGCAGUAGACUGGUGGGGUUUGGGUGUGGUGAUGUAUGAGAUGAUGUGUGGCAGGUUACCCUUCUACAAUCAGGACCAUGAGAAGCUUUUCGAGCUCAUCCUUAUGGAGGACAUCAAGUUCCCCCGGACGCUGUCGGCCGACGCCAAGUCUCUGCUGUCGGGCCUGCUCAUCAAAGACCCGAACAAGAGACUCGGCGGAGGUCCAGACGACGCUAAAGAAAUAAUGCGACACAGUUUCUUCGCUGCAGUUGACUGGCAAGAUGUUUAUGAUAAAAAGCUGAUACCUCCCUUCAAGCCUCAGGUGUCGUCAGAGACGGAUACCAGAUAUUUUGACGAGGAGUUCACGGCACAGACGAUUACAAUAACUCCCCCUGAAAAAUUUGAUGAAGACGGGAUGGACUGCAUGGAUAACGAGCGGCGGCCACAUUUCCCUCAGUUCUCCUACUCGGCCAGUGGGAGAGAGUGAACCCUACACAGCCAGCACUGCCUCUUCAUCACCAUCAUCAUCAUCACCAUCAUCAUCAUCAUCACCAUCACACUGACCACAGGAGCAGAAUAGUCCUACAGCUUUUACCCAGUCAGACUUAGCCCAAACAAUGCUCCCCUUCUCCACUGGGACUCUACACUCAUCAUCCUCUACACAGGCCAAGAGCUCCAGGACACGCUUGGAUUUUAAUGGUAACAGGAAUUUUGCACGUCGGGCUGAGCUGAAGUCCAGUCCGCUGAAACGCCCCAGGCUGCUGGGGAGAAGAACUGUUGUUUGUUUACUUUUUUUGUGUGUUUAUUUUCUGUACGAGUGUGUUUUAUUUCUGCACCGAGAUGCUUAAAUAUGUUCACACUCCUCCUUCAUUGGGCGCAAAAGCACUUAAGCUGCAGAGCACCUUUUCAUCUUGGGUCCAUCCCUGUGUGGCUUGAGAUUCACACACGUAAGCGCUGCGUGUUGUGUGACGUCUGAUACGAAGUACAACCGAAUGCCUCUGUUCUUUUUUUUUUUUUUUUUUUUCUUUGUGUGUGUGUCCAAAACUGCCAUAACAGUAUACUCAGGCUGCACAAGUGUUGAGUUCAGUAAACAAGCUUCACUAAUAGUCGCUCACUGAUCCUAGGCCACUCGCACCACUGGCACUCACGCUAGCGUACAAAAUCAGCACUGCGACACACAACCUCCAGUAACGUAUGUCAGCAUCUGCUGUGUUCAAAUGCUCAGCUAGCAUUUCUCUCUCACUGUGGAACUGCAGUACUUUGCUUUCUUUUACCUACUCAGCAAACGGGUUGAUGGGGAUAAGAAAGGGGAAGACGGAACAGGGGAAGAGUGUGUGUGUGUGUGUGCGCGCGCGCAUUCUUUCUGUUCUUGAUGUUUUGAGCUGAACAGUUCUGUAAAUCUGAGCCAUACAGCACUGUACCUCCUGAUACUUUAUCUGUUCGGCUCAGAAAAGCCUCGAGUCUCGACGACAGUCUGAUCCAGCCUGUACGGUGUUGACCACUUUCCGAAGAUUAGCUCGCAGCUCGUUCCCUUUUCUGUCAUUCCCUUUUCCUCCUGAUGGUGAAAUGACAGAGGAGUAAGAGUGGAGGGAAUGAAGGAAUUGCAUUCACUACAGCAGCUCUAAGCGACGCCGUCAGGAACUCCUAACACGACUGAUAUAAACAACAAACGUUCUCUUCCACUGAUAUAAAGUACAAACCCACUGCGAGCUCAGUGCAGUUGGCUGUAAUCGGUGAAGCUCACAUCACCUGACGGAGUACCGAGUGUUUGUAUCUGUAUUUGUGUGUUAGGUUAGAGAAUGUAGUUAAAUAAAAUGAUCCUAUUUAUUUUUUUUUCCUGAUUUGUGUUACUUCUAACGAGUGCUGUCAGGAAUUGGACACAAACGCACCUAAAAUGGCUUCAGAAUGUAAAUCAGGCAAAGCAAACAUUUUGUUUUUCUAUUUAAGUUUUUUUUUAUUUUGUUAUUUUGAACAAGUUACGGUGAAGACGACAUUUUCAGGAGCCUCUUCACUUCUUCAGCAUUGCUUGUUUGUUUGCACAGAGACUUUCUGUGUUGUGUCUGUAUUGCUGCACAACCUGGUGACCACAAAUACCACUGCAGAAGAUAAAGAACGCAGCUUAAGCACUGAGCAGCCUGAAACUAGUGAUAGUCAGAACACAGAGCUUGCUUAAGUUCCCCCACGUGGCCAGUGCUCUCUUUUUGUUCUAGCUCUCGUCUCCUGUCGGUUGCUGUUAAUUAAGCAGGUGAGGUGAGAUUGGGAAUCAGCCGGAGAUUGGUAAAGCAGCCCAUAAAGAGUUGUGCAGAAGGCGGUCAUGUGAUCUAUGAUCAGCAGCAGCAGCAGCUAUGAGCCUAAUGUACAGUUUGGUGUGACGUGUGAGAAAUUCAGAUGUCAGUACACACGAGUGAUGUCAGGUGUGAAGACGUGAUGGACGUCGGAGAGCUGUAACUCUCUGAGUUGGUCAGACCAAAAAUCUAAGUGUUUUAUGUCUUUCUGAGUGUUUUGUGUUUAAAAUCUAUACUACAUUCCAUGAUCCUUGUCAGUUUAAGUGUUUCCUGUCUGUGUCUCCGUUUUAUUUCAAGAGAAGAUGGUGGUACGUUUUUCGGUGAGUCUUUGAACUUAACUUGCAUGUUGUGAAACUGAUGGUUCAGACGGAUCGGUGUGUGUGUGUGUGUGUGUGUGUGUGUGUGUGUGUAUAUAUAUAUGCACAUGAUGUACAGCAGGUCACCUUGCCGUGUCACAGCUCCACAUUACUGGGUUUAGUGUUUUUGUCGUGUUCCUUAUAGUUCACAGCUUUCUUUAAACAUGACAGGAGGCGGACUGACUGCUCUAUAUUGCCCUUAGGUGUGAAUGUGUGUGUCUGGAGUUUCUUCCAGCAUCACACCCGGUGCUCCGGCUCCAGAUUGACCGCGAUGCUGAUAAGGAUAAAGUGAUUACUGGCAUUAAGAAGCCCAGCAGUGGUUAAGUGUAAAGAGUUUGAAGUGAACGAGAGGUCGGUGUGGGUUCACUGUUUAUGAUCUGGUACGAUGCGAAGGACAUUGAGGAUGAUGAUGAUGGUGUAAAGGAUAAAACAUGUUAUGAGGAAGAGGACAUUGCUGUGUCGGAUUUGACCGCCACUCCUCUGUAUUAGAAGAUUAAGACAUGUCGAUGCAGGUUUACAGUAAACGUGUGUGUGUGUGUGUGUGACUGCUAUAUUGAUGUCACGUUUCUUUGCUGUUGAGAGAAAAGGACAGAGGAGAUAAUCUGGUAAUAAUUGCAGUGACUGCACUGCUACUGAGCAUGAACUGGUUGCCUUUGUUGGUGGUGGUGAAAGUUGUUCCUGAGCUACUGCAAACCACAAGAGCUUCUGUCUUCCAACCUUCUGCUUUCUUUUCCUUUCUUUUCCCUCAUGACGCUACCUAGUGCGAGGUGAACGGGGUUAUACUCCUGCUUGUUCACGCCUACUUUCGGUUCAUUUUUUCAACUCGAAAAUUGUUCCACGUUUUGUUUGUUUUGUUUUGUUGUCUGACGUCAGUGUUUUUUUUUUCUUGUCCGAGGGGUGUGUGAUUGUGUGUCAGUAGCUGAUCGCUCUACUGAAACAAGGCCUUUGGCACUGCAGGCCGAAAACACAAUACACUUUUUAAAAAUCCAUAGUCACAAAACAUGGCUUUAAAUUAUGUCUAACAGCACUUUCAUGUCCAUUUCUCUUUUUCUAUAGUUCAGCUAAUAACAAAAUAAAAGGUCCCUGCUUUAGGAAGAAAAAAAAAAGGACUUGAAAGCACACAUUCCCUUCACACACUCCUUGUCUUGUUUUUUUUUUUAUUUUUUAAAAAGAGAAAUGUACUUUUGCUUUGUAAAGCAUUACGCUGUGAAUGUGGUGAGACACUGCCAGGAGUUUCUGCUUCGGUGACAUUCAGACAGGCCGACUUUUCCGGCUCGCCCUCCCUCUUUGUGGGAAAAGUCAGACCUGACCAGUGACACCGCCUCAAACUGUUACCGUCGGCGCUCAACUGGGGGAUGAGUAGAAGAAGCGCAAGGAGCUGUGCUUAAACACAGAGGUCCGGUACAUAACGUCACACAGGCUCUGAUUCUUAGGCUGCAAAAGAGCUCCAGCACAGAUCCGGUGACCUGCUCCCUCACUGUAGAGGGAAAGACAGAGUAGUGUGAACUAGUGUGAGUGAAGGACACACACACACACACACACACACACACAUAGAGUCCUGGCCAUGUGAGCUGAUGGGGUCCAUCCUUACUUACUGCAGGGUCUCGAAGAAAUCUUUUACACCUCAACGUACACACUUUGCUGCUACUGUUUGUAUUGUCCACAACAUUAAUUUCUUGUUCUCUGGCUCCUGGUAGUGUAUUAUGAACAAGCAUGAAUUGUAAAGUAUUUAUUUAAAAACAAAAAAGAGAAAACUUUGAAAAAAGAGCAAAAAAACAACAACAAAAAAAUACAACUUAAAAAAAAAAAGAGAGAGAACUUGUAAUUGAUUUUACAGCCAUGUAGCUUUAGAGUCCGUGACACUUCUUGCCCUUGCUAGCUCUGUCAUUAGAUCCAUGUUCAGAUCUAGACAUGUGGUUCCGAUUUUUUUUAUGCAGGAGGGACUUAAAAAAAAUAAAAUAAAAGCAGCAAGCGAAAGACCAACUGUAUUAAUGGUUGUGAUUAUUUAAUGACUAAAAGAGAAUGCUUAUUUCAUGACUAUAUGGCCCACAAGGAUGUAAAAAAAAAUGCUGAUCUAUGAGAAACCUUUUUUGUACACUGAACAUCCUUAGUAUUUUUACAUGUAAAUGUAUAUGAUAGGGAUGCACAUUAUUUUCCUUCUUACAGACUGCUUAAAUAAAACACUAUGUCAAUCUGCGCUCA